Molecule: messenger RNA, 2417 nt
Organism: Penaeus monodon (black tiger shrimp)
Lineage: Eukaryota; Metazoa; Arthropoda; Malacostraca; Decapoda; Penaeidae
Exons: 3
Coding region: 786-2267 (493 amino acids)
Source: RefSeq, a predicted model, not a curated record
GCAUGGCACUUGUAGUCGCAGUGUAGAGCGAGGAGCAGCUGUUCGACGCUCAUGCGCACGUGUAUGUGUGUGUAUGCACGUCUCCCAUUUCUUACAGGUGGAUACCGGUGUGUUAGUGAUACCUUCAUAUUGUUUGUUUCGUAGAGAUGUUAAGUACAUAACGAUCCUUGAUUUGGGUGGACUGACUGACAAAACGAGAGUUAAGUUCGUAAAACGAGCGAAGAAAAAGGGGACACACCAAAAAGAUUUGGAAAGAAAAGGGAGAUAACAAAAUGUGUAUGUUUAGCGACGUGGAACGUGUGUGUGAUGUGGUGCAUAAACUGAAUAGGAACGUUUGUUAAUGACAUAAUUACAGUAUCGAAUAACGAGAGGAAGGGAAAGCUGAAAGGAGAAUAAAUCUAACAGACCAAAAAUAGGUCUUGAUAGUGUAAUUACCAGUAUGAUGACACAAUUAGAUGUGAUUUUCAUUACUUACAGAUUCGCUUUGCGCGGCAGAUCUCCGGAUAUGAGAUCAACGAUGGCGAGAGACACUUCGAAGAAAUUUAACUGCUGUUUGGUCAGCUGCCAGUAAGAACAAAGCCUGGGGGGAACCUGCUGUUAAAUCGAUAUAGCCGGGAACGAAGGCGCUGUUCAGACGUCAACAUAAGUCAGAAUCACACCAACCGAGUAUUCAUCUUGCAAGAUCUUGGCAUCAAACUCAUGAUCCUCACAUAUCCUGGUUCUAAAAUCAGGAUAUAACAACCAAUAUUUAGUGUGCAAAGCCAUCCACCGCCCAUUUGUCCAAGAUGUUGGCCGUGGCUGUCGUAAAUAACCAUGAGGGAGGCGUCGGGAGCGGGUGCGGCCGACCUGCAGACGACGAGGACCUCCUGCUGACACGUCUCCGGCAGAUGCAGAAUACGUUGCGCGAGUGCCACUGGAGACUCGACCGAACAGAUCGCUGGGCUGAGUCGCUCUUUCUGAAGGGCGAGAAGGAGGGGGCGGGGAAAGACCUCUCGGCGCCGCAUUUAAACGGGAAGGAAGACCCCCUGGAAUGCGACCCAUGCUUCAAGGGAGGAGACAUGCUCGUAGGUGUUUGUGAUGAUAAAAAACCUCGACAGAAGGGACUGGUAGUCCGAGAGGGCGUGUGCAAAGAGUCCAUCAUCGAAUCCGAGGUGGUGGAGGAGCUGGUGCUGAGGAAGGAAUGGGAAUACGGAUUUGAUGAUUAUGACGAUCUGUUAAUCAAAGACAUCAAUCAGAGAGAAGUAGAGGACACCAAAGACGCAGCGAAAGAGGGAAAAGAUCUCUCGACGACAAAACCGAGACUCGAACGCCAAAACUCGCUAGACGUAGAGGACGAUCACCUCCCUGCUCAUCCGCCGAAAUCCGGGUCGAACGAUCAAUGUGUAGAGGACGCUAAGGUGAACGGAAUCCAGGGGAUGCCAACAGCAGACCAGGAAAGUUCUUCGCUUCCUCGGGAUUUCGACGAGAACGAGAUGCUACGUUUCUUAAAUGCAAAUCAAGUUCCCUGCGAAUGUGAAAUCGAGACGAAGCCUAGUAAGACGCCAGGAUUAAAUUGGAGAAAGUUCAAGGGAGACAUGCGCCAGGCAAACAUUCUUGAAGAGAGUUUCGAUUUUAGCUUGGGCAUUGCUCUCUUCAAGCAUCUCGAUUAUGUGGAGGAAACACUCGAAAAUCUCAGACUCCAAUUUUUUACCCUGAAACACGCCAUCACCCACAACACCCCAGAGGACCCAGAGUUCGAUCUCGUUUUUCCGGACCUCUGGAUGCCAACCGACCGGAAGGAACCUGAAACCCAAGAAUCGGAGAGCAGGAGAAAACCCAGACACCAGGAUCCUACUGGCAAAACGGUAUCUGAGGAUCCUGCAGAUAAAGAGGAGUCUGAACACCUGAAACCCGAAGCUCAAACAGUCCCGGAACCUCAAAAUAGAAAUGAAUUCUCCUGCAGUACGAAUAACAAAAGCGAAUUGGCUGAGGCAAAAGACGAGGAAAAUAUGUGUGCGAACUCAGCAACUCAAGAAAAGACCCCAUCCUCGGUUUCUGCAGAAGAGGAUUUAGAAGGAACGACUUCUAACGUAGCGGAGGACAAGGAAAAGAAACAGAUAGUUCUCGUCGACGCCAGGCGAUACGAGGACUUCCAGCGAUGUUUAAUGACAGUGUUGGUAGUGUUCUUCCUUCUCCUGGUGUUGCUCCUCCUGGCCUGCUACCUCCUCGUGGUCGUGCCCUUCGUCACCGUCUCCUACAGACACGCUGAAGGAACGGCUGUGUUUUGAUCUCCUUUCCCAAGGGCGGUGAAAUAUACCUCGUCCUGUCUGUUUUUGAUGACGGACUUUCGUGAUUUCACAGACACUGAUUUGAAAUAUGUAUUCUCAUAUUUUAGAUGAUCGUGAAAUGGAAUAAAUGAGUAAAGAAAUGUCUUGUAU